UAGGGCCCAAGCCAGCCAGGAAGGAGGAGGCAGCCAGAGUGGCCACCACUGUUCUCUGCAGCAGAAGAGCCCUUGCUGCCAGGCUGCAAAGGCUGCGGAACCUCCUGCGCAAGCGGAGGCCCAAGUCUGGUCCACCAGAAGGAAGCAGCAAAAGAUAAGAAGAGGGUGCCACAGUGCCCAUGGCUGCUUAUCCCAAGAGCUGGCACUUGAUAGCCUGCUGCAGAAAGCCAAGAGACCACCAGGAUCCUGAACGGCAGGGGAGUUUUGGCAUCAGCACUCCAUCAGCCCCUCCCAGAACCAAAUGGUACCAUCUGUGCAGGAGGAGGGAGGCUUUCGCUGUCAAGGAUGGGAGAGAUGCACACAAAAAUAGGCAAAGCUCCAGAGCAUUUGGAAACCAGUCUGGAGAUUCAUUAGUCAGCAGUAUGCACUGCACCCUCAUCUCCUCAGAUGAAUCAGAGCUGGAGGACCUAAAACUGGGUGAGGAGCUCAUGGUGGACCGCUCCACACAGAUGGUCUGGGAAGACCUGAGCGAUACUGAGAGGCAAAGCUCCAGAGCACUUGGAAACCAAUCUGGAGAUUCAUCAGUCAGCAGCAUGCACUGCUCCCUUUUUUCCUCCAGCUCCUACCAGUCUGAGGUGGAGGACUGCAAAGUGGAUGAAGAACUAAUCAAAAUCAUCCACAGGCAUAUGGAGGACAGAGAGGAGGCUCUGCACAAACUCGCAGCAGACAAUCUGGAGCUGAUGCUGAGGGGGUUUUUGUCAGAGGCCCCAACCACACAGCAUCUCUUGUCCCUCCUGGAGAACUCUGCAGAACUCCCCAGUUUGGGCCACAAUGUGCCCAAACUGGGAAUCUGCAUUAUGGAUUCCAGGAGGGAUGUGAGCCGAUACGCCAGGGAGGGAAUCUACCGGCUCCUAGAGGUGCUUCUCCACCACAAAGGCCAGAGCAGCAAAGAAGCUGGGGAGCUGUGGAGCCGGAGAUGGCAGCAGGAUGAGAGAAUUCUGGCCUAUCUCAACACAGCCAGAGUUGGGGAGGUUUUCGGGGAGAUCUUUAACAAAGAUCAGCGAAGAUCCUUCCUGAGGACCACUCUUUGGGCCAUUGAUCAUCCCCUCCACAGGAUUAAAGAGGCUGGUCUGAUUCUGCUGUACUCCCUCCUGGGCAAGGCCGAUGCACUGAUGGGGCAUGAGGAGGAGGAAAUCAGGAGGAAAAUCUGGUGUCGUCUCCGCUAAUUUAAAAAGAGCAAAGGGCUGCCUGAAGAACUCCAAGGUCUUUAUAAAAACCAAGGUGACUUACUGAUGGACCUUGGCAGUGUAGCUAAGCCGACUACCCUCCCAUGAAACCUUCUUCCUUCCCUCCCAUGACACCUUUCCUUCCUUUCCAUAUGAAACACUCAUACUUGAACGAUACAUCCUUCCACCCUAAACAUAUCAAGAGAAAGAUCACAUAUCAUCUGAAUUAAAUGUAUCAGUCAUCAUGAUCAAAAUUCUUCAAAGGAAUCAGGAAACUGAAAUGACACCUUUGAAAAUGUGGAUACCCUCAAAGAUUACAACAUUAAUAGGACAUCAGCCAUAUCAAGGGAUUCUCUACAGAGGCAAAAUAUGCAAAAAGAAGAGAGGGUCCCAUUUUGGUAGACUUUCAUCCUGCCUCACCAGACUAUCACCAGGCAGUAGAAAGACAGCCACUACCCUGAGAGCUUUUCCCAGAAGUUCAGAAUUUGCUUACAGCUAAAGCUGUUGCUUUCCAUCAACCACCUAAUCUGUACAGGCAAUUACUGAGAGUUGUCCAAAAAUCACUCAUCAGCAAUCCUGGAUCACAUCACUGUCAAUCCAGCCACUUCAUUACUUUCACUUUUCUAAGGGAUAUCAUCACUUUUAGCAGUACCACUACCAAGAAAACCUAUUAUAUCUGGGGGAAACUCACCUAUACAUCCACCUGUCGUAUAUAUUAAAGAGUGCAAACAUCCAUAUUGCCAUAUGCGCUAUGAAGGCAAAACAUCCUCAGACCUGAAGCCAUCUUUCAGGAACCAUAAAUCUGCCAUCUCAACAAAGAACAACCUAUGGGCAGAUAUUUCAGCUCAGGUCACCAUAGCCUCAAUGAUAUGGAGAUCUAAGAGCACCUUUCAUCCAUCUGCAACAUCUGGCCAUCACUCUUUUCUUGUCACUUGCCCUUGGACUCUGCUAACAUGACAUUCUUCAUUGCCAUCUUAUGAACUGUAUGUGCUCACACACAUCAUGAUGAACGAUAAUGGGAGGAGCCACCAUGGGACAUCCACACCUACAGCUUCUCUUGCUGCAUCAAUUUCCCUUUGUUCCAUCCACACAGGAGUCUUUUUGCCAGGAAGUACUGCAGGUAUAGGCAAUAUCAGUAAUUCAAGCACCCAGAAAGAAAGAAGAGAAAAAUUGAUUAGUUAAAUAAUAAUAAUUAAUUAAAUAGAUUUUUUUAAAGGCUGUCGCAUAAUAAAGAAAUACUCAAACCCACUGAAAUAAAACCUUCAUAGAGUAUCCACAUAAGAAAUCCACAACUUAAUGGUCCGCAUACAAAACAGAUCAAUAAAAUCAAUGAAUGUAAAUUUCCCCACUCCAAUUUUUUUUAUUCAGAAUUAUUCUGAAGCUUUCAGAAUCCUGAGUCUAACAGAAAGAGAUGAAUUUUAAAAAACUUACAAUGUUCUCCAGUGCUAAAUUUUUAAAAGGGUUAUAAAAAGUCAUAAAUCUUCUAAUAUUUUCUGUCCCAGCAGCUCUGAAUAGCAAAUUUAAAAAAUCCAUGUAGAAUACUGAAUGAUAUAAGUAAUGAGUACAAAUUCCAUUAAUAAUGCUAUUUAUUAAGCUAAUGGAGGGAUAGAGUCUAAGAUAGACAAAAAGAAUCCACGAAUCUAGAAAAAUGCCAGAAAUGUUCAAUGUCUUUUAAAAUCCUUACUCUGAUAACACAAAGACAUAAAAAAGCUUCAGUGAAAAGCUAUAAAUUCCAUUCAGACACACCUAUCUCUCCAGUCAUAGUUUCAUUCUGUGAAUAGCAGAUGAAGGAAUUUGGACAAAAUUUCCAAUCAGGGUUUCAAUACUGAGUAGUAUAGGCAAUGAAUGCAAGCUCCAUUAGUGGUGCUAAACUAAUAGACGGCAGGGGGGGGGGGACUAAAAAUCGAGAAAAGAUUAGAAAAAUUCAAAGUCUUUAAAGAAGCAUAAUUCUAAUAAGAAAAGAUCUAGAAAAAGAAAAGCUCCUGCCAGCAGACUUCCCCAAUGAAAGCUGUAAAUUUCGUCACCAUAGGUUCAGUGCUGGUAGUGAAAGCUCUAAAGUGAGAAUGUAGUUAUCUGGUCAUAAAACCCUUCAUAAUGCAAACCAAAUAAAGCAGGAGGAUCCCUCAAGCAGAACUAAUUAAUCCCUUCCUACUGGCUCUCUUCUCAAUACACAAUACAGCAUAGUUGCCUCCUAAAAAGUCCAUGGGAGGUUCAAAAAUGAUGGAAACACGGAGACUGAGGAACAAAAAUGCAAGGAAUCCUGUUAGUACUUAUAAGCUCAAAAGGUAUUCUCAAUUGUGGGAGUGUCAUUUAAAACAAAAGGGAUAGCGACAAAAAUAGAUCUAAAGUCUAAUGAAAAAGAUUUUAAAAAUGGAUUUUGAACUUCCCAUUCGACUGUCCAGAUAAUCCAAGGGCUUAGGAAAGAAGAAAGUUAAUUAUUAGAGAGGAAGAAACUGACCAUGCGAAGACAUGAAGUAUGGAUAUUUUAAACCCAGAGCCAAGACAAAAUUCCCAACCCAUGCACACCAAAUACGAGACGUUUUGGCAAAUGUUCAUGACUGGCAUCUAGAACCUAUUAUAUAAAAAAGAGAUGAACAACAGGGAGGAAUUUGAGAGAAGGGGGAAAAGUUAAUUUAAAGAGAAGAGGAGAUCUUAUGAAAUACUAAAAUGAAAUUCCUCAAUGAAAAAUCAAACAAACAAACUGCAUCUGGAACUCUCAAUCUUCUGAAAACCAAACACAUCUUCAGUGCCAUAAUCUCAUGCAAUACCAUCCAAUUAAACUUCAGUUUUAACCCAUGAUUUGAAAAAAAUAGAGAAAAAACAAUACCCUUUAGUAUAAAGAUUUUCCUCUUCACAAGAAUUUUUGAUAACAGCUGUUAAAUUAACAGGGAAUCCAUAAAACCAAUUCUUCAUAUUGGAAAAGACUAAUUACACAUACAGGCCAAAAACAUAGCAGUAAUUAUAAUUAUAGAUGAAACGUAUAAAUGUAUAAAUUAAUUUCCCUAGUCUCUAUAAUACUUUUGGAAACUGCAAUAACAGGGAAUCCAAUGGGGGAAAAUUAAUCAGCUUUCAGUAAAAUCUAUCUCUUAUAAGUAAGUUCAACCUAAUAGCUUCAACAGAUAAAUUCACCUAUAUGCCUUUAAACACAGAUUUCCAUAUUCACCAAUAUCAUACAUUUGCUAUUUCAUCAGAGGGAAUAAAUUGAAUAUGUUCAUAUUAAAUAAUAGCACUUAGCAAUAGCAAUAGCACUUACAUUUAUAUACCGCUCUAUAGCCGGAGCUCUCUAAGCGGUUUACAAUGAUUUAGCAUAUUGCCCCCAACAUUCUGGGUACUCAUUUUACCGACCUCGGAAGGAUGGAAGGCUGAGUCAACCUUGAGCCCCUGGUCAGGAUCGAACUUGUAACCUUCUGGUUACAGGGCGGCAGUUUUACCACUGCUCCACCAGGGGCUCUAAAUAAGCAUAUAAUAAUAGCUAAAAUAACAAACUAAACAUAUUAGUAUAAAUUGUGAUAAUCUAAAUGUAUACAUUUUUAUCUUGAAAUAAACCAAUAGGAAUUAAAAAUUAGGGAUGUGCACAAAACCGGUUUGCCCGGUUCGGUUCAAAUUCGAACGAGGUUAGAACCAGGAGAGGGUGGUUUGGUUUUGGUUUUGCUCAAACCUCCCCCUGGUUCGGUUUGAAUUUGAACAAUUUUGAACUGGUUUGGACAUCGAAAAAUUGGUUGGAUGGUAGCUGGCA
Molecule: messenger RNA, 4962 nt
Organism: Hemicordylus capensis (graceful crag lizard)
Lineage: Eukaryota; Metazoa; Chordata; Lepidosauria; Squamata; Cordylidae
Exons: 10
Coding region: 180-1226 (348 amino acids)
Source: RefSeq, a predicted model, not a curated record